AUUACAAUGAAGGUGAUCCAGGGUCUGUACAGUGGAGUCACCACCGUGGAGCUGGACACUCUGGCAGCCGAGACCGCCGCCACCCUCACCACCAAACAUCCUGACUAUGCGAUCCUGGCUGCAAGAAUCGCUGUGUCUAACCUGCACAAAGAGACCAAGAAAGUCUUCAGUGAUGUGAUGGAGGACCUGUACAACUAUGUCAACCCCUUAAAUAAGCGUCACUCACCUAUGAUCUCCAAGGAGACGCUCGACAUUGUCCUUGAGAACAAAGCUCGCCUCAACUCUGCCAUCAUUUUCGACAGAGACUUUUCUUACAACUUCUUUGGCUUUAAGACUCUGGAACGGUCGUACUUAUUGAAGAUUAAUGGCAAAGUUGCUGAGAGACCCCAGCACAUGUUAAUGAGAGUGGCCGUCGGGAUUCACAAAGGAGACAUUGAUGCAGCCAUUGAGACCUACAACUUGCUGUCAGAGAAAUGGUUCACCCAUGCCUCACCUACUCUGUUUAAUGCUGGCACCAACAAGCCACAGCUGUCCAGUUGUUUCUUGCUCGCCAUGAAGGACGACAGCAUCGAGGGCAUUUAUGACACACUGAAGCAGUGUGCCCUCAUCUCUAAAUCAGCUGGUGGUAUUGGAUUGGCUGUUAGCUGUAUCAGAUCAACAGGCAGCUAUAUUGCUGGGACUAACGGCAAUUCCAACGGGCUGGUUCCUAUGCUUAGAGUCUACAACAACACAGCACGUUAUGUUGACCAGGGUGGCAACAAAAGACCCGGGGCCUUCGCUAUGUACCUGGAGCCGUGGCAUUUCGAUGUGUUUGACUUCUUGGAGUUGAAGAAAAACACAGGUAAAGAGGAGCAGAGGGCCAGAGAUCUGUUCUUCGCAAUGUGGAUCCCAGACCUCUUUAUGAAACGAGUGGAAAGCAAUCAGGACUGGUCCCUGAUGUGUCCUAGUGAAUGUCCUGAUUUAGAUGAGUGCUGGGGAGAAGAGUUCGAGGAGCUCUACACUCGCUAUGAGAAGGAGGGCAGGGUUAAGCGUGUGGUGAAGGCUCAGCAGCUGUGGCACGCCAUCAUCGAGUCACAGACAGAAACCGGCACACCAUACAUGCUCUACAAGGACGCCUGCAACAGGAAGAGCAACCAGCAGAAUCUGGGCACCAUCAAAUCCAGCAAUCUGUGCACAGAGAUUGUAGAGUACACAAGCAAAGACGAGGUUGCAGUGUGUAACCUGGCAUCCAUUGCCCUCAACAUGUAUGUCACCCCAGAGAGGACGUUUGACUUUAAGAAGCUUCUAUCUGUCACCAAAGUCAUCGUCAGGAAUCUGAACAAGAUUAUUGACAUCAACUACUACCCAGUUCCUGAAGCUGAAAGGUCUAACAUGCGCCACAGGCCGAUUGGUAUCGGAGUGCAAGGUCUGGCUGAUGCCUUCAUCCUUAUGCGUUACCCAUUCGAAAGCCAGGAGGCCCAGCUUCUCAACAUCCAGAUCUUUGAGACCAUCUACUAUGGUGCCCUGGAGGCCAGCUGUGAGCUGGCAGCUGAGCUCGGUCCUUAUGAAACUUACGUUGGCUCCCCUGUCAGCAAGGGAAUCCUUCAGUAUGACAUGUGGGGCCAGACCCCGACAGAUUUGUGGGACUGGAAAGCAUUGAAGGGGAAAAUUGCCAAGCAUGGUGUGAGGAACAGUCUGCUUCUGGCCCCCAUGCCCACAGCCUCCACUGCCCAGAUCCUCGGCAACAAUGAAUCCAUUGAGCCCUACACCAGCAACAUCUACACCCGUAGGGUGCUCUCAGGAGAGUUUCAGAUUGUGAAUCCUCACUUGCUGAAGGAUUUAACAGAAAAAGGAUUGUGGAACGAUGAAAUGAAGAACCAGCUGAUUGCUCAGAACGGCUCCAUCCAGGAUAUUGAAGAGAUCCCUGAUGAUCUGAAGCAGCUGUAUAAAACUGUGUGGGAAAUCUCCCAGAAGACUGUCCUCAAGAUGGCAGCAGAUCGUGGCGCCUACAUUGACCAGAGUCAGUCCCUCAACAUCCACAUUGCUGAGCCAAACUAUGGCAAACUGACCAGCAUGCAUUUCUACGGCUGGAAGUUGGGCCUGAAAACUGGCAUGUACUACCUGCGGACAAAGCCCGCUGCCAACCCCAUUCAGUUCACCCUGAACAAAGAGAAAUUAAAGGAGGCUCAGUCAGCCAAGAGCGAGGAGGAGGAGACCAAAGAACGUAACACUGCCGCCAUGGUUUGUUCACUAGCAAAUAAAGACGAGUGCCUGAUGUGUGGCUCUUAAUUAAAGUGUGGUUUACUGACACAUAGUUGCAUUCUUCUAUUUUCAUACAUGUUUUAUAUACACCACUGUCUUCAGGUUUAUAAAUCUUUGCAGUUUUUAUUUAAAGUUUGUUGGAUUUUCAUCAUGAUGUGUGUUAUAUGCUUGUUCUGUAUAGAAUUAAUAGGAUGAAUUAAUAUUUACCAGUAGGUUUUUUUAAAAUCAACUGUUUUGUAUGUUUUGUAAUAUGUUGGUGGCAGCAAUGAAAUAACUAAUGAUAUGGUCUGUAUUUUAGAUAAAAUAAACUGUUUUAAUUUAAAUGAAGUCUUAUUAGUUAUUACAUUAUUGUAAAGAAUAUGUGAGCCUGCACCAUGUACUAUGUUUUCUAGUUCAGAGGUUCCCAACCUUGUCUGGCCUGUGACUACUUCAACUUUUCUCUUAAAACAAUGCUCUCUCUAUUUGUGACACAUUGUCAAAGAUGUAUUUGUUUUCAUAAGCCUGAAUAGGUGUUACAAAAAUCAGUAAUUCACAAAAAAAGGAGCA
Messenger RNA from Scomber japonicus (chub mackerel), 2787 nucleotides. Its product is annotated as ribonucleoside-diphosphate reductase large subunit-like. The transcript is spliced from 17 exons. Bases 7 to 2268 code for a protein of 753 amino acids. The record is from RefSeq and is a predicted model, not a curated record. Gene Ontology annotation, cellular component: ribonucleoside-diphosphate reductase complex. NCBI's taxonomy places the organism in Eukaryota, Metazoa, Chordata, Actinopteri, Scombriformes, Scombridae. Gene Ontology annotation, biological process: DNA replication; deoxyribonucleotide biosynthetic process. Gene Ontology annotation, molecular function: ATP binding; ribonucleoside-diphosphate reductase activity, thioredoxin disulfide as acceptor.